Molecule: messenger RNA, 1350 nt
Organism: Mustela erminea (ermine)
Lineage: Eukaryota; Metazoa; Chordata; Mammalia; Carnivora; Mustelidae
Exons: 4
Coding region: 1-723 (240 amino acids)
Source: RefSeq, a predicted model, not a curated record
AUGGUUCUCAACCUUCGCUUUACCAACAUAACGCCACAACUCAGCAGCAACGGCAACAGCCUUUAUUCAAUAUGGAUACCCUCUCCCAAAGAAGCGCUACGUGAAAUUCUUAGGAAUUUCCGGAAACACCCGUACCUGGAAUCCAAAAGUCAAAACUACAACCAAAACCGUUGCUUGGAAACACGGCGAGAGGCAACUGAGGCGAGUACCUGGGGUGCCGAGACUCAGCCCAACCAGCUCCCGCCUCUGGGAACACUUUCCUCCUGCGGGAUCCCCACUCUGUGGAAAGCGGCGAAAAGCCACUCGGGAAGCCGCUCGCUCACCUCUGACCCCGGCCAAGAUCUCGCGCGCCUAACCGUCCGCAGCGGGCCCGCCACUCUCACCCACCUACCCGCCACCGGUCACCGGUCACCGGCCACCGGCCACCGCCCACCUGUGCGGAAAGACGCCACGCUAGGCGUCAUGACGGCGCCUCUGGCUCGGCUGGAAUGCUACGUGCGGGCAAGGGCCCCGCCCCGCGGGUUGAAGGUUCGCUUCGUGCGUCCCCUCGCGGGAGUGUCGCAAUUCAGCCCGGGCUUGUUCCGGCGUCCGCACUUCCGACUAUUCUGGAGACUGGGAAUCCAAGAUCAAGGCCAAUUUGGAUUCUGGCAAUGUUAUAUUGUCCAGCUUGAAAUGACUCCUACUGUCAAAAGAAGAAAUACUUGGCUCACCAAAGACAAUUAAACUAAUUAAGUAUGUUAAAAACACAUGAAUUCUUAAUAUUGCUUAAAAAAAACCCCUCACUAGUCACAUUGAAGAUUGCUAGGAUAUCAAUUCAUUAUUCUGAAAAUGGUAAAUAAUGGUUAAAAAGAUAAAACAAUUAACCUGCUUUUUCUACAUAAACUGAAAUUCAGAGUAACCAAAUUGUUGAUGAAGAAAAACAUUUUUUGGAAAAAAAUCCAAUGAAUAAAUAAGGAAUGUAUAUCACCAUUUGGAACCCAUAAGAAAAUAAUGUAUCUAAGAAAUAGUGAGUCCUGUUCCACAUGUAAAGAGCUCAGAAGUUGCUACUCCAUCAUAACAAUAAGUAAAAAGAUGAAAAAACUGAAAGAUCAAUAACUCUUUAGAUCUUCAAGAGAAGUGAGGUCACAAGGCACAUACUGCCCACCAUGUGAAUAUAGAAUCACAAUUUAUUGGAGCAGCAACCUCCAUGGGAACCAGUACCAGGGUAGGGAGACCUGAAUUACAAUUGAUGAAUUGCUGGGGGCUCAGUCUGGACUAUUCUGACACCCAGACUCAGGGACUGAGUCAUGAGGCACACUUUCAUAAGAAUUCUUCUGUAAGGGGAGACAAACCAUAAGUGACUCAAUCUCA